GUUUUCCAUGGUCAUGGAACCUCAACCACCACCCAAAAAGUUCCUAACUCGGCUCAACUCGGCCGUUGCCAAUAGCCGGGUCGGGAAGCGUUUCAAACUAGCCGAGCGUAACUCUUCUUUCACAACCGAGUUGCGUGCGGGAACCGCUACGUUCCUAACCAUGGCUUACAUCUUAGCCGUCAAUGCUUCCAUCCUUGCCGACUCUGGAGGUCCCUGCAGCGUCUCAGAUUGCAUUCCUUUAUGUUCUGAUCCUUCCGUUCCAUUAUCCAACUGCACUGGGUCAAAUCUCCGAGUCAUCAAGCCUGACGUGUCAUGCAAAUUCGACCCGGUCAACCCGGGUUACGCUUCAUGUUUGGAGACCGUCCGUAAAGAUCUCAUAGUAGCAACUGUUGUUUCUUCUCUUAUUGGCUGCGUAAUUAUGGGUGCUUUCGCGAAUUUGCCGCUGGCUUUGGCUCCGGGUAUGGGGACAAAUGCGUAUUUUGCCUAUACUGUGGUCGGACUUCACGGGUCGGGUAAUGUCCCUUAUAAGAGUGCUUUAGCAGCGGUUUUCAUAGAAGGGUUAAUGUUUUUGUUCAUUUCAGCUAUCGGGUUCCGGGCCAAGUUAGCUAAGUUAGUUCCUAAACCGGUUCGGAUAAGUUCGUCUGCAGGUAUCGGGCUGUUUCUCGCCUUUAUCGGGCUGCAAAAUAACCAAGGCGUCGGGUUAGUCGGGUAUAACCCGUCAACCCUUGUGGCUCUCGGAGGCUGUCCGAGUUCAUCCCGGGUUUCGGUUGCCCCAGUUUUAGCGGCAGCUAACGGAACCGUUAGUUUAAUGCCUGGGGGUACAGUCUCGGGUGACAUUUUUUGUCUACGUGACAGAAUGGAGAGUCCCACGUUGUGGCUUGGAAUCGUGGGUUUUGUGAUUAUAGCUUAUUGCAUGGUGAAAAAUAUUAAGGGUGCUAUGAUUUAUGGUAUAGUAUUUGUAACGGCGGUUUCUUGGUUCCGCAACACUAAAGUGUCUGCUUUUCCUAACACUGACGCCGGUAAUUCAGCUCACAAGUAUUUUAAGAAAGUUGUUGAUAUCCACUUAAUAGAAAGUACAGCUGGGGCAUUGAGUUUUAGCACUAUAGGUAAAGGUUACUUUUGGGAGGCUUUGGUCACGUUCUUAUAUGUUGACAUAUUGGAUACAACUGGUACGUUGUAUUCCAUGGCGAAAUUCGCCGGCUUUACUGAUCCAAACGGUGAUUUUGAGGGCCAAUAUUUCGCUUUCAUGUCGGAUGCCAUGUCAAUUGUCGUGGGAUCAUUGCUCGGGACAUCACCAGUGACGGCUUUCGUUGAAUCGUCCACAGGGAUUAGAGAGGGUGGACGAACGGGGUUGACGGCGUUAACAGUGGCCGGAUACUUUUUCCUAGCGUUUUUCUUCACGCCACUUUUGGCGUCGAUACCCGCUUGGGCCGUAGGGCCGCCGCUUAUCCUGGUGGGAGUGUUGAUGAUGAGAGCAGUGCUGGAAAUUGAGUGGGAUGAUAUGAGACAGGCAAUCCCCGCUUUUGUGACAUUGAUUUUGAUGCCUUUGACCUAUUCCAUAGCAUAUGGGUUAAUUGGUGGGAUUGGAACUUACAUUGUCUUGCACAUUCUGGAUUGGGCGACGGAGCUAUUGGUGAAGUAUGGAGUCAUAAAAAGUCGUGGUGUUGUGGUCAAUGGGGCACAUGAGCAAGCAAUAGAAGAUCGAAAUGCAAAAGCAGUUGAACUUGAUCGUAUUUUAUAAGGUCUUUAGCGGGAAUACACCUUUGAAUCUUUUGUUUUGUCUCUUUUGGACAAUAUCUUUGCAGAGAAAUAAAUAUGAUAAGAAAUGUAUUCACAUUUCACACAA
This is a messenger RNA of Durio zibethinus, 1846 nucleotides long. Lineage: Eukaryota; Viridiplantae; Streptophyta; Magnoliopsida; Malvales; Malvaceae. The record is from RefSeq and is a predicted model, not a curated record.